Molecule: messenger RNA, 1267 nt
Organism: Phyllostomus discolor (pale spear-nosed bat)
Lineage: Eukaryota; Metazoa; Chordata; Mammalia; Chiroptera; Phyllostomidae
Product: chymotrypsinogen B2
Exons: 7
Coding region: 417-1208 (263 amino acids)
Biological process (GO): proteolysis
Molecular function (GO): serine-type endopeptidase activity
Source: RefSeq, a predicted model, not a curated record
CGUGACCAGGAGCUGAGGGUCCUCCCUGCCGCACUGGGAUCGGCAGAGGCCCCUGUGGCUGUGUCCUGGCACGGACGCACAGAGCUGGGCCCUGCAGGACCCAGGUUCCCAGCCAGGGGACCGGCCUUGCCCUCGGCACCCUGGGAAUGCCUGGUGUUGCCACGGCUUAUGGGUGACAUUGGACCAGGGCAGCUGCCCCUUUCUCAGGGGCCGGGGCAUCCUAGGCUGAGAGCCAGGCCUGGCUGCGAGAGGGGCUUGGCCACCGCUUAUCACCCAAAGUCCCUAGACGACAGGGAGGGGGGCUCCCAGGCCUCUCUGACUGGGCAGGACCGAGGGGCUUGGUGACGUCGAAGGGCUCCAGGGGAUAUAAAGGCAGCCCUCUCGGCAGGCACCACACAUCCCCUGACUGAAGCAUCAUGGCCUUCCUCUGGCUCCUCUCCUGCUUCGCCCUCCUGGGGACCGCCUUUGGCUGCGGGGUCCCUGCCAUCCAACCCGUGCUGAGUGGCCUGUCCAGGAUCGUCAAUGGGGAGGACGCUGUCCCCGGCUCCUGGCCCUGGCAGGUGUCCCUGCAGGACAAGACCGGCUUCCACUUCUGCGGGGGCUCCCUCAUCAGCGAGGACUGGGUGGUGACCGCUGCCCACUGCAGCGUCAAGACCUCCGACGUGGUUGUGGCUGGAGAGUUUGACCAGGGCUCGGAUGAGGAGGACAUCCAGGUCCUGAAGAUUGCCAAGGUUUUCAAGAACCCCAAGUUCAACAUGCUCACUGUCCGCAACGACAUCACCCUGCUGAAGCUGGCCACACCCGCCCGCUUCUCCCAGACCGUGUCUGCCGUGUGCCUGCCCAACGCCAAUGACGACUUUGCCCCCGGGACCCUGUGUGCCACCACCGGCUGGGGCAAGACCAAGUACAAUGCCAACAAGACCCCCGAGAAGCUGCAGCAGGCAGCCCUGCCCCUCCUGUCCAACGCCCAAUGCAAGAAGACCUGGGGCAGCAAGAUCACCGACGUGAUGGUCUGCGCUGGCGCCAGCGGCGUCUCCUCCUGCAUGGGUGACUCUGGCGGCCCCCUGGUGUGCCAGAAGGAUGGAGCCUGGACCCUGGUGGGCAUCGUGUCCUGGGGCAGCGGCACCUGCUCCACCUCCACACCUGCAGUGUAUUCCCGCGUCACAGAGCUCAUACCCUGGGUUGAGGAGAUCCUGGCCAACAACUAAGCUGGAGGCUCUUACCAUCCCAGCCCUGAGUGUCCCCAAUAAAAGCAUCUGUACAGAAA